This is a messenger RNA of Oenanthe melanoleuca, 519 nucleotides long. RefSeq names its product CLOCK interacting pacemaker (gene CIPC). Gene Ontology annotation, cellular component: nucleus. Gene Ontology annotation, biological process: negative regulation of DNA-templated transcription; negative regulation of circadian rhythm. The record is from RefSeq and is a predicted model, not a curated record. NCBI's taxonomy places the organism in Eukaryota, Metazoa, Chordata, Aves, Passeriformes, Muscicapidae. The coding region runs from base 154 to 468 and encodes 104 amino acids. The transcript has 4 exons.
CAUGCGCGGCGCGGCGCGGCUGAGCUGUGGCGGCCCCGCGCCCAGUUCCUCAAUGGAAGAGGUGUUAAAAACUGCCCACAUCACUAUGGAAGCACUCAGACAAAACAGUCAUCCGCUGACACCCCUGAGGAAUUGCUGGGCAAAGUGACGGAAAUGAAGAGCUUCAACCAACGCUUCAGUAUGGCGGCAGCUGAAUCUGACAAAGACUCUGGAUAUUCAGAUGGAAGUUCCGAGUGCCCAAGUGCUAUGGAGCAGACGGACUCUGAAGAUGUGCUGAAUGCGCUGUGUUGGAAUGCAGAGGAUGGACCUUGGCAAUGCCCGCGGACCACAAGCAGCUCCUUUCCUGCCCUGUCUCCUAUGGUCGUUAUGAAAAAUGUGUUGGUUAAGCAGGUAGCUGUUCUGUACCCCUAUUCCAAAAGCAUCUUGCCCACUGAACCAAAGAAACAUUAUGUCAGAGUAGGUAAUUGAAUCUUAUCUCCAAGUCUGAGUGUCCUAAUCAGUGGGUAAUACCUGCUUUUG